Drosophila montana is the source of this 2084-nucleotide messenger RNA. RefSeq names its product glutamate decarboxylase-like protein black (gene black). The coding region runs from base 176 to 1924 and encodes 582 amino acids. Gene Ontology annotation, molecular function: pyridoxal phosphate binding; carboxy-lyase activity. Gene Ontology annotation, biological process: carboxylic acid metabolic process. The record is from RefSeq and is a predicted model, not a curated record. Lineage: Eukaryota; Metazoa; Arthropoda; Insecta; Diptera; Drosophilidae. The transcript is spliced from 3 exons. Gene Ontology annotation, cellular component: cytoplasm.
AUUGUCAAGUGUGCACCCAAUACGGCCAGGGAUCAGAGCAGUGUCCGCAGAUAAAAGCAAAAAACCAAAAUAAUAAUAAUAAUAAAAAGCGCAGGCAAUUCGUACACGAGUCGCGGUCCCAAUCGAUCUUCCCCAAAAAACCGAGAUCAGCCACAGUGUAGGUGGUGCCAACAAAAUGCUGGCCAGCGAAACUUUUCCCACAACACAUCACUUCAAGAAUUCUAUAUAUAAGCCCUACAAUGAGGGCAGCAGUGCGCCGGACGUUGAGGAUUUGGCAAGCAUGGCCAAAACAUUGACAACAACCACGUUGUCAUCGAGUGAUGCAGCUGUGAUCGAUGUGGCCAAGACGACAGUUGAAUACGGCAAUCCAAACAAAAUGAUGAACAGUUUCGUUAGCUCCUCAUCCUCCUCCUCCAACUGCAAUACCAAUGGCAACGUCAAUGGGCUGGCCAGCUUUGUGGCGAGUCAUCCUGCGGCUGAAUUUGAGGGUUUCAUACGCGCCUGCGUGGAUGAGAUUAUAAAGCUGGCCGUCUUUCAGGGCACCAAUCGAUCCUCCAAGGUGGUCGAGUGGCAUGAGCCCGCCGAGCUGCGCAAGCUCUUCGACUUUGAGCUGCGCGAGAAGGGCGAGUCGCCGGAUAAGCUGCGCCAGCUGCUCCGUGAAACAAUACGCUUCUCCGUGAAGACGGGCCAUCCGUAUUUCAUCAAUCAACUGUAUUCGGGCGUGGAUCCCUAUGCGCUGGUGGGUCAGUGGCUAACCGAUGCACUAAAUCCCAGUGUUUAUACCUAUGAGGUGGCGCCCGUUUUUACGCUCAUGGAGGAACAGGUGCUCGGCGAGAUGCGACGCAUUGUUGGCUUUCCAAACAAUGGCCACGGCGAUGGCAUCUUCUGUCCAGGCGGCUCGAUAGCCAACGGUUAUGCAAUCAGCUGUGCACGCUACAAAUAUGCGCCCGAGUCCAAGAAAAAUGGCCUGUUUAAUGCCAAGCCCUUGAUUAUAUUCACGUCGGAGGAUGCACAUUACUCCGUAGAAAAGCUGGCCAUGUUUAUGGGCUUUGGCAGCGAGCAUGUGCGCAAGAUAGCUACCAAUGAGCUGGGCAAGAUGCGUCUCAGUGAUUUGGAGGAUCAGAUUCAGCUGUGCUUGGACAACAAUUGGCAGCCACUGAUGGUAUCCGCAACAGCGGGCACCACUGUGCUGGGUGCCUUCGAUGAUUUGGUGGGCAUUUCAGAGCUGUGCCGCAAACACAAUAUGUGGAUGCAUGUGGAUGCUGCCUGGGGCGGCGGUGCGCUCAUGUCCAAGAAGUAUCGUCAGCUGCUCAAUGGAAUCGAACGCGCCGAUUCGGUUACAUGGAAUCCACACAAGCUGUUGUCCGCCUCGCAACAGUGCUCGACUUUUCUGACGCCCCAUGCCCAAAUCCUGGGCCAGUGCCACUCGACAAAUGCCGCGUAUCUGUUCCAGAAGGAUAAGUUCUAUGACACCUCCUUUGACACUGGGGACAAGCACAUUCAGUGCGGCCGUCGUGCAGAUGUGUUCAAGUUCUGGUUCAUGUGGAAGGCCAAGGGCAGCCAGGGCUUUGAGGCGCAUGUGGAGCAAGUCUUUGAAAUGUCCGAGUACUUUACGGCCAAGCUGCGUGAGCGUCCAGGCUUCGAGCUAGUCCUUGAGAGACCGGAGUGCACCAACAUAACAUUCUGGUAUGUGCCGCCCAGUCUGCGUCAAAUGGAACGCAAUCAGGAGUUCUUUGAUAAACUACACAAGGUGGCACCCAAAAUUAAGGAGGCCAUGAUCAAGAAGGGCUCCAUGAUGAUCACAUAUCAGCCGCUGCGCAAGCUACCAAACUUUUUCCGACUCGUGCUGCAGAACUCCUGUCUCGAAGAGUCCGAUAUGCUCUAUUUUCUGAACGAGAUCGAAAACCUGGGCCAGAAUUUGUAGGGGCUGCCGAGAUUAUGUACUAUGAACAUUCUUCUUAGGCAUAUGAUGUACAUACUUAUAUAUGGUAUUAUAACUGGUAUUAACUCGCGAUUAUUUUAUCAUGUAUUCAAAAUUUAGAUAUAUUAAGCUGCUACAAUAAUAAAGAAAUAGAACAAUAUAA